UUGUAAAACAGGUCUUUAUAGUUUAUAGUGUUUGUGUAAGUUCUGAUAUGAGUUCAAUGAGUUCUUCACAACAUGGUAAUUUAUUCAAUUUAGUUGAUCAAUCUGUCAGCUGGUUUAUUUUUAAUUCAAAGCUAGAUGUUACAAAACAAAGCAUACCAAUAGUUGAAGAACAGGAAAAUAAAAAUACACGAUUAGCAGGCACUUGAAUAUUUAGACAUUUGUUAGUAUAUAAGAUGAUGUAUAUUAGAAAUAAAUAUUGGGGUUGGUAAUAGGACCAAAGUCCGCAAUUCAUUUUGAAGAUAGACAAAUGACUACCAUCUAUAUCAAGAAUAAACCUAGAUACAGAUAAAUGAAGAUCUCAAGACUACAUAAAAAUAGAGAUUGCUUUGGGAUAUUAUAGAUGGCACUGUACUUGUCAACAAAAAAAUCUCAAAGAUAUGUAUUUGCCUUUAAUAAAUUAUGGUUGAUUUAUUUUACUAAAAAUAAUAAUAAUAAAUAAUCUAAAGAUAUUUAAAUAGUAACACUAUGUCUAAUCCAAAGAUUACAAAUUAUUAUGGAAUACAUGGGCUAAUCCAAAAACAUAAAUAAAUUUUAAUUUUAAGGAUAUUGGUUCAAUUGCAGUUAUGCAUGUGACUCUGGUUCAUUCCUUCUUUCACAUUUCACGUGUCUACUUCUCUUGUUUUAAUUAAUGUCAACGUUAAGUGUAUACUUUAUUUUCAUUUCAUUGUCAUCAUUUCAUUGUAAUGGGAGUAACAGUGAUUGAAUUCACUGCACACCCACCAGAAAGAAACCUUGCUAGUUAUAAAGCACUGCACUAGCUUGAAAAAGCCUUUCUGCAGUUCAUUUUUUGAAAGACAAAGCGUGCUUCUCCAGCACCAUCUCCAUCUCCAUGGAUUUGAAUGGCUCUGCUGGUCCUGCAGUGGAGAAUUAUUCUCAGAACUUUUUAACCGUGCCCCCAUCUCUUAAUAGUGCUCAGCUGAUUCAUCUUGGUGUCACCUUUGCUAGUGCAAUGUAAUUUUUUGUUAUCUUGUCUAUAUUGUUAAACAUUAAACUUAGCUAUCAGGGUGUGUUUGUGCGGCCUAUAAAUAGAACUACGGAACGAUCUAUGCUUAGACAGAUACUAGUGUGGAUUAGAUUGAGUAUCUUGUUGAUACAUAGAAUCAAGAGACUUAUAUUUAACUAAGAGUGCAUGUUUGAUUUGUGGGGAGUAGAUAAACAUAGCAAUUUACGUGUUGGGAAAUGCAAGUUUACAUUAGCUUGAGCAUCUUGUCAAUACUAGGUUAAUCAAAAGAUGUAUUCACCUUUAUCUAUAAGGGACUUAUUUGAUUGGUGGUGUGAGUAGAAAGUUCAUUACUUGUGGCGUUCACCUUCCUCUAUUGGUUGCCCUUCUACCUUCGCCACACUGUCAUCCGCAUAGCAAAUCCUUGACGGAAGAGAGUCAAAAGUUUGAUAUUAUGCAUGGGUUAAUCGCACUGCCACUCGCCUGUUGCGUUUUAUUUGCAUUUCGUGCGAUUUGAUGGGGCGAAAGUAGUUGAGUUCUCAAUUGUUUGUUGGUAAAGAGAAGAACUAUUAGUAACAUGUCUGCAAAUAGGAGUUGGAUGUAUGCUAGGCUUAAGGAUGGACUUUUGAAUCCCAAUUUCUUGCAAGGAAUAAAUGAGUUCAUCGAUUUCGCAAAAAUGCAUCCAGAAUGUAUGGAUGGUAUCAAAAUUAAGUGCCCAUGUAAUCAUCGCAAGUGCCAAAAUCGAGCUUUUCACAUGGAAGACACCGUUAGAUAUCAUCUUAUGAAGUAUGGAUUUGUACCGUACUACUAUUUGUGGGUUCUCCAUGGAGAACCUUCUAUAUCUGAUAGUAGUACUCAUGGACAAGACGUGGGAAAUGAAUCAGUUUUGGGUGUUGAACCACUAUCGCAAAAUCUAUGCCAACAAAUGGUCAUGGACGUUGCAGGUCCUGAUUUCUCUCGUACUAACACAGAGGAACCUCCAAAUGCAGUGGCUCAAAAAUUGUUUGAAAUGCUAAUAGCUGCUAAUCAGGAGGCGUGGCUAGGUUGUGAAAAUCAUUCACAAUUAUCGGCUGUUGCAAGAAUGUUAAACAUAAAAGCAGAACAUCAUUUGACAGAGAGAUGCUUUGAUGACUUUUGCCAGUUUUUGAAAGAAUUAUUACCGACUGAUAAUGUAAUGCCAGAUAACUUCUACAACACAAAGAAGUUAGUUCAAGGAUUGGGCCUACCAGUUGAGAAGAUUCAUUGUUGUCCUAAUGGGUGCAUGAUAUACUGGGGAGAAGACAGUGAAUUAAUGAGUUGCAAACUUUGUGACUUUCCUAGAUAUAAGCAGCGAAGAGUUGGUUCAUCUAAAAAUAAAAAAAAUAUCCCAUACAAGAAGAUGUACUACUUUCCUUUAACCCCAAGGCUACAAAGAUUGUAUGCAUCAAAUGUGAUAGCAAAAGAAAUGAGAUGGCAUGCAGAACAUGAGCCAGAAGAAGGGGUUAUGCGUCAUUGUUCUGAUAGCCCUGCGUGGAAGCAUUUCAAUAGUACCCAUCUUUCAUUUGCAUUAGAAAAAUCGAAAAUGUAA
Dioscorea cayenensis subsp. rotundata (Guinea yam) is the source of this 2567-nucleotide messenger RNA. RefSeq lists its product as uncharacterized. The transcript is spliced from 4 exons. The record is from RefSeq and is a predicted model, not a curated record. Lineage: Eukaryota; Viridiplantae; Streptophyta; Magnoliopsida; Dioscoreales; Dioscoreaceae. Bases 1578 to 2567 code for a protein of 329 amino acids.